Microstroma glucosiphilum is the source of this 1459-nucleotide messenger RNA. Its product is annotated as galactose-1-phosphate uridyl transferase. NCBI's taxonomy places the organism in Eukaryota, Fungi, Basidiomycota, Exobasidiomycetes, Microstromatales, Microstromataceae. Gene Ontology annotation, biological process: beta-D-galactose catabolic process via UDP-galactose, Leloir pathway. The transcript has 6 exons. The record is from RefSeq and is a predicted model, not a curated record. Gene Ontology annotation, cellular component: cytoplasm. Gene Ontology annotation, molecular function: zinc ion binding; UDP-glucose:hexose-1-phosphate uridylyltransferase activity. Bases 76 to 1281 code for a protein of 401 amino acids.
GACCUUCUCCCUCGAACCUUUCUCCCUCCUCGCCAUCCAACCCCACCCUUUGCAACGCCAAUCUAGCUCUUCUCAAUGUCGGAAACCACUCCUUUUGAUCCAAGCGAACACACCCACAGACGGUACAAUCCUCUCUCGCGGUCAUGGGUACUCUGUUCGCCUCACCGCACAAAGAGGCCCUGGCAAGGAGCUCAAGAGUCGGCAGAGGUACCUCAGCUCCCUGAGUACGACCCAAAGUGUUACCUCUGUCCCGGCAACGAGCGAGCUACUGGCGAAAAGACGCCUUCGUACAGCUCAACGCAUAUGUUUGAGAACGACUUCGCCGCACUCAAGCCCGAGACUGCUGUUGGUAGACCUCAAGACAUCAACCCACACCCCUUGAUACGCUCCCAACCCGCCAGAGGCAGGUGCUUUGUUAUCUGCUUCAACCCAGCUCACAACCUCACCAUCGCAAACCUGAGCACUCCCCCCUAUUCACCAUCAACGCAUAUCGUACCAAUCAUCGAGGCCUGGAAAGCAGCUUACGCCUCCAUACCGCUAGACAAUCCCUUCGUCAAGUAUAUUCAGAUAUUUGAGAACAAGGGAUCCGCAAUGGGCUGCUCCAAUCCACAUCCUCACGGCCAAGUAUGGAGCUUGGAUUACGUGCCGGAAGAACCUGGUAAGGCGCUCGCCAGCCAGUGGGAGUAUGCACAGAAUCCGAGCAAUGACAGGGAAGGGGAUCCCAAGAGCGUAAACGGACGUCCGAACCUGCUUCUCACAUACGCCAAAUGGGAAAUGGACCAGCCUGGGACACCGAGGGUGAUUGCAAGCAACGAAGACUGGAUCGCUGUCAUUCCCUAUUGGGCAGUCUGGCCUUUCGAGGUCCUGGUCCUGCCUCGCUCCGCACACUUGAACCAUCUGCUGGCGUUUUCGUCGGCCCAAGUGCAAUCUUUUGCCGCGAUCAUGGGGGAGGUGACGCUACGAUACGACAACCUCUUCGAAUGCUCGUUCCCGUACUCGAUGGGUCUGCACCAGAGACCGCUGCCACCUCGCAAGGCAUCGUCGCUCAGCGAGGAGCAGAAGAUCGAGGAGCUGCAGUGGGAUGAGGCACAAUUCCACGUGCACUUCUACCCGCCUCUGCUCAGAAGCAAGACAGUCAAGAAGUUUCAAGUGGGCUUUGAGAUGCUUGGAGAGCCUCAAAGAGAUUUGACCGCUGAGCAAGCGGCCAAGCAAUUGAGGGAUGUCGAUACAAAAGAACACUACACCGUCAGGAUCACCAAGGGCGACGCUGGCGCUGCUUAAUCGGAUCGGGCGACGUGCAAGGGGUGCGGAAGUGGCAUACCACCAUCUCUCCGGCGUUUAUCCGUAAAAAAGGCCAUGGCCCCUGCGCUCCACUGUGAUCUUCGAACAUCUACGCGUCGACUCCGCUCGCGUUUGGCGCCAUGUCCCUUGUCGGAAAAUAUUAAGCGUCUUUGCGUCC